Molecule: messenger RNA, 3614 nt
Organism: Polyodon spathula (Mississippi paddlefish)
Lineage: Eukaryota; Metazoa; Chordata; Actinopteri; Acipenseriformes; Polyodontidae
Product: zinc transporter ZIP1-like
Exons: 4
Coding region: 499-1524 (341 amino acids)
Biological process (GO): zinc ion transmembrane transport
Cellular component (GO): plasma membrane
Molecular function (GO): zinc ion transmembrane transporter activity
Source: RefSeq, a predicted model, not a curated record
AAUCGACGCGAGGCAGCGCGGAAUUCGCAGACGGCUUCGCUGUGAUUGGUGGAGAGGGGGGUUGCCCUUUACGCGAUUGGUUAGUCACUCACAGUGAAAACUUCCCGAGCCAAAGCCAGACCGCGCUGAGCCGAUAUUAUUGUCCGCGACCCAAAGACAGUUCUUCCUCGUGGAAUAUAACGUGUAAUUUGUGGAAAGAAGAAUCUGCCAACCCAGAGAUCUUGUUUAUAUGUAUAUAUAUAUUUUUUUUGUAAUCAAGUUUCCUGCGCUCGCCGGGCUGCGCGGCUCCAUCGUGUGAUAGGUCAUGGGGAAUGUCAAUCAAGCAGCCCGAGUCCCGCCUCCCUCCCCGGCCGGUCAGCUGACGCAACUGUCGCAGAAUAUCGUGACAUGAGAGAGCGGCUGCACGGAAACUUGACCUUACCCAUGAUUGACCUGUCUGGAUCGAGUGUGUGCGUGACCUGAGAGGCCGGUGUGUGAAGCAGAGCUGCGACGAGAGAGAUGGGCUCGCGGAGCGGCUGGGUCCCCGGGGCUCCCUUGGUGUGGCAGGCUGGGGGUGCCCCUCCCCGCUCGCUCACAGGGCUGGAGGUGAAGCUGGGCUCCCUGGCUGUGCUGCUGGUCAUGACCCUGCUGUGUGGCUUCAUACCCCUCUGUGUGCUGCGGGGCUCGGGGAGAAUCAACACGGCCACCGCCACGCGCAGGACCGUGCUUAGUCUGGUGAGCUGCUUUGCGGGCGGUGUGUUCCUGGCUACCUGCCUGCUGGACCUGGUCCCUGACUACCUGGCCGGGAUCACAGAGGUGUUCGACAGCCUCCAGGUCACUCUCCAGUUCCCCCUGCCUGAGUUUAUCAUGGCUAUGGGCUUCUUCCUGGUCCUUGUGAUGGAACAAAUGGUGCUGGCCUACAAGGACCAAUCAGCCAGCUCACUGGAGGAGAGACGGGCCCUACUGGGGGACUCCAGCAUCCAGUCAGGGAGCUGGGAUCAUCAGGAGCCUGUCCACAGGCACCAUGUUCCCAGCAGGGGACAGGGGGACAGGGAUGAGGGAGGGGUCCAUCUGCAUGUGGACUUCAACUCUCACUCCGCCACCCGGAGCUUGAUCUUGGUGGUGUCGCUGUCGCUGCACUCUGUGUUUGAGGGCCUGGCCGUGGGGCUGCAGGCGCAGCGGGAGAAGGUGCUGGAGAUCUGUGCUGCCCUGUUGAUCCACAAGUGCGUCAUCGCCUUCAGCCUCACCCUGAAGUUGAUGCAGAACCGGCUGAGGAAGGGCGUCGUGGUGGCCUGCCUGGUCCUCUUCUCUGCCAUGUCUCCCCUGGGCAUCGGGCUGGGCAUCACCCUGACGGAGAGCGCCAGCGCCGUGCACCAACUCCCCCGCUCGGUCCUCGAGGGCGUGGCGGCCGGGACCUUCCUCUACAUCACCUUCCUGGAGAUCCUGCCCCAUGAGCUGAGCUCCCUGGAGCAGCGCGGUCCCAAGCUGCUGCUGCUGCUCACGGGCUUCGCUGUGGUGACCGGGCUCCUCUUCAUCAAGAUCUAGAAAGGCUGGCUGUGCACUGGACAUGGAAAUGUGUGUACCCAGACUCCACCAUCACCGAGGAAUGUCCUCACCAGGUUUCAUCACAGUUGUUAAAACGGUUUCUGAGAUAUAUGAAAAAAAUGUGACAGUCCUACAGGCGCAUCAGAAUAUAUAUAACCCCUGUUGUGCCAUAACUGCUGAAGAAUGUCCUUAACAAGAUCCAUUCCGAUUGGAUAAGCGGUGCUGUAGUUUGCUGGGAAUUCAGGGUCACCUUACCACAUAGAGCUCCUGGUUGUAGAGAGGCGAUUGGUUCGUGGGUCGGAAGACGCCCGCUCCCCGUUGGUUCUCCUGAGCCGUUGUGGGAAGUUGUUGAGUUGAGGGAGAGUAAUUGGUCAUUCCAAAUCGGGGGGUAAAGUAAUCGAUUAAACUGUUCUAACGCUGUGAUACUUCAUUUCCGUGUCUGUGUAAGUGAUGCUUCUUGAGAGUAAUUGUGAUAAAGCUUGUUGCACUAUGAGGAUGCAGAGUGGCUCCCCUGUAACAGCACCGGGAGAAUCCUGCCAGCCCGGCUCGAUCACACUCUUCCCCUGAGCUGGGGGCGUGCAGGGCUGCUGCACUGCUGUGGGGCUCCAGUACAGGUGGGAAUCAGUUCUCUCAAGCAUGCAGGGUAAAGAGGAGAUCGGCUUGACAGGGUGAUCAGGGGUGGCCCGUCCAUCUUUGGUCCUCUUGAUCAUUAAGUGCUCUGCAACUUCGAAAAGAAAAAAGAAAUAUAAAAAAUACAAUCAGAUUGGAAUUUAGUGUUAGACUUGCCUAGAGCAGGCAUGAGUCCUGCCUGUUGAAGGCUGCUGUAUGUCUUCAGAAAUAGUAAAACCAUUUUUUGCACGGGGUGGGAGUUGCACUUGGCCGCCAGUCUAUAGAGACGAGGCAUUGCCUCUCAUGGCAUGCCUGUAGCUCCUCUAUUUCCACAGUGGCUUGCAUCCUUGGGAUGAUGACGUAAUCCACAGGGGGAAGCAGAACACAGGGACUGCAAGUACUUUGUGGCGAAUCGCAGUGAGUAGAUGCUUGCUGCCGUGACAGACUGUCCCCAUCUGCCACUGUUACUGCCUGUUUGUUUUCAUUUCCACGCUGCACACUUUCCACUGGCAUAUAUCAGUGCAGUGAUGAAGCACAUCACAGAUCCAUGUCUAAACAGGAUCGCGGAGGUGCUUAGAACCUGACUGAGCUUCAUAUAAUUCAGUGGGGCCAACAUGUAAGCUGUAUAUAAAAAGACUUGCAGUGUAUAUUUCUAUCAGUACUGUAACUGUGUUAUUUUGAAGUGCUUUCAUUGUUGGCUUGCUUCCUAGAUAUGCUGUUUGUUCUUCCAUGUGUAGAUAUAAAGAAUACAGACCUGGUUUUCAGUGGUGUUUUACCUGCACUUCAGUUACAGUGGAAAGUACAAUUGAAUACACAGUGUAAUAAUGCUGUUAUACCAUGGGAUCCAGAUAGCUCAUAUUAAUAGUUUUACCUUGUUUCUGUAUUUUAUCCAUGUCCAAUGAUAUACCCUUAAGAGAAAGGGUGCUUCCUCCAGUCUAGGGCAGGCUUGAGACAUGGAGACUGAACUGCUCCCUCUCUCCAUCCCUCACCCCCUAGACAAAGGGUGCUCCCUCCAGUUUAUAAGUUAAAUGAAAUAGAUAUAUUUCAUAAAAUAUUUGGAUGGUUUUUGACACCGUGGUAUAUGGCAUAGGUAUGCACAGUGUUAUUUCAGUAUGUGUUACAAAGUGCAUCGAAUGAAACAAAGUACCACUAAGAUGUGACUGUGUAAUUGUAAGACAUUUUAUCUGUAGGGUUUUUUCUAGGAGAAUUGUGUAUGGGGUUAUACAGACCUGACACAGAUAGUAUUAGUGGGUAUUUUAGUAUUCACUUAUUCUGAUUAAUGGGUAUUUUAGUAUUCACUUAUUCUGUGCAUAGUUUAUUUGUGUUUGUGUGUUGAAAGUCCCAAUGAUAAAGACACAGUUAUUCUUAGCGUGUUGCAUUAGUACAGGGUGCAGUCUGGAUCAUUUGGGCACAAAACAGCAAGGAGAAGAGGGCUUUGUCACGAAGAGAGCGCAAUUUCCACCAUGACCCAUAGAGGGCAC